Molecule: messenger RNA, 1887 nt
Organism: Penaeus vannamei (Pacific white shrimp)
Lineage: Eukaryota; Metazoa; Arthropoda; Malacostraca; Decapoda; Penaeidae
Source: RefSeq, a predicted model, not a curated record
GAUCGGGAGUGGGCUGCGAGGUUAUCAUUUCCAAAAUAAGUUUGUAACGAUGCACUGUCAAAAGACCUCGGGCAUUUUGUGGCAGUAUACACAAAGAGUCGCCAGAUUAAGAUGCACUUCAAAAAAAUACUCGUGUGUUGUGUCGUCUUUCUUGCCCGACCAACAGCUUCCUUCUGGCAAUCUUGUCAGUCACGUGUUUGCAGACGCUGCCAAAUGGAAUGACAGAAUUGCGACCGAGUGCGCGUCGACGGGGCGGCGGUACACCUAUGCGCAGUUGCUGGACCGCGUGGCUCGCUGGUCUGGCAUGCUGAGGGAGCUGGGCGUCGGCAGGGGAGACGUGGUCGCGGUGGCCCUGCCCAACUGCCCCGAGUACCCCAUCGUGUACUUCGGCACCCUCGCCCUCGGAGCCACCGUCACCCCGGUUAAUAUCACGUAUACCGCAGAGGAAAUCGCUCGCCAGCUGAAGGACAGCAACACCAAAGUCCUCGUGGGAGACGCCCUUCUCUCCCCGACCCUCGGCGCUGCCCUCGACCUGUACCGGAAGCCUACGCCUCUGGUCACGAACGGCCAUGCCUCGAGCCCCGAGUCCAUCAGCCUCCGACAGGUCCUGGAGGAUCCUUCCGUCCCCUUCGUGGAUCCUGUUGAAUUAACCGGGAAAGAGACCGCCAUGCUGCCAUAUUCGAGCGGCACGACAGGGAAUCCAAAGGGCGUGAUAGUGAGCCACAAUUCACUCUCAGCCAACAUGACGAUCUUCCGCCAACUCUCCUCGGUUGAACAAACCACGGAGUACACAGAAAUUAGAAGACACAAGAGACAGAUCAAGAGCGAAGAGAAGAUGGAGCACGCAGCAAGACAUAUCCCUCGCUGUUGUGCCCUUCUCCCAUAUGUUUGGGUUCGGGUGUGCGGGCAUGACUACCUCCUGCGGGAUGGGGCGAAGGUCGUCACUGCGCCCAGGUUCGACUCCAAGACCUUUGUAGACUCCAUUUCUAAACACAAGGUGACGCUGCUCUAUUCGGUGCCUCCGAUUCUGAACUUCCUGAAGGUGUCCCCAGCGGCGACGCCGGAGGCGCUCGGCACACUCAGAGCCAUCGUGAAUUCCGCCGCCCCGGCGGCCCCCUCGACUGUCGACGCCCUCAUGGACAAGCUCAGCCCAACGGCGGGCUUCCAAGAUGGUUACGGCAUGACGGAAUGCAACUUCUUAACGAUGGUUCCGUUCGGCGAAACUCGUUCGGGAACCAUCGGGAAACUGCUUCCCAACGUGAAAGCCAAGGUCAUUGAUACGGCCACAGGGGAGCCACUCGGCCCGCUGGCUGAUGGAGAGCUGUGCUUCAAAACGCCGUCGGUGAUGGAUGGCUACUACAACAACGCCGCCGCCACCGCCGAGGCCGUCGACGAGGAGGGCUGGCUCCACUCCGGCGACGUCGGCCGCUACGACGAGGACGGCUUCUUGGCCAUCGUGGGUCGAACCAAGGAGCUCAUCAAGGUCAAGGGCCUGCAGGUGUCACCCUCUGAGCUCGAGGAUGUCAUUCUACAACACCCUGAGGUAGUGGAUGUGGUCGAGUUCCUGGAGCCAAGGGUCGCGCCGCACAAGAGGCUGGCUGGAGGAGUUUUCUUCGUGGACGAGCUGCCCAGGUCUGCGGCGGGGAAGCUUCUCAGAAAGGAACUCAAGAAGCUCAGAUAAGGCCCCUUGAAGCAGAAUUGGUUUCUUUGUAAAGUUCUUACGUUUUAUUGUCAGGAUUAUUCACUAAUGUUAAUUCCGAUGCCGCUAUUCUUCUUAUAUUUCUGUAUACUUUGUAUUACCUCGAAUGUUGAUAUACUGAAGUUUUAUUGUUGUCUUUUGCACUUUUUAUUAAUUAAGUUUAUACAAGAAUAUUUUCGUUAUCGUGA